AUGUUCUCCCACAUCUAUAGCAUCUGGGAGAUGGCAGCCAGACUGUGCCUGCAGGUUGAGGGGAAGAUGGUUCGUAGGACAAAGGGUAACAUAGACGACUCACUCAGUGGUGGAAAUGCCUCCUCUGAAGACCUCAAGGGCACAGUAAUCACUGGUGUUGGUCUUGGUGUUGUCAUGAACAAUCAUUUGCAGAAAACUAGCUUCACAAAAGAAAUCUAUAGGAAGUUCCUCAAAGCCCUGAUAAAGAAGUACAUUGAAGAUUACAUGAAAUCAAUCAAAGGGAAAUGUGAAGAGUCAAGACAGAAAAGAGUAAAGCCUUUUAUGACAGAGGCUGCAGAACAAAUUAAGCAUGUCCUUGCCAAUUUCAAACACUAUCAGCUCUUUAUAGUUGAAAAUAUGAAUCCAGAUGCCAUGGCUGUUCGGCGGAACUAUGUUUGA
Molecule: messenger RNA, 438 nt
Organism: Pteronotus mesoamericanus
Lineage: Eukaryota; Metazoa; Chordata; Mammalia; Chiroptera; Mormoopidae
Product: translationally-controlled tumor protein-like
Exons: 2
Coding region: 1-438 (145 amino acids)
Cellular component (GO): cytoplasm
Molecular function (GO): calcium ion binding
Source: RefSeq, a predicted model, not a curated record